AUGGUUGGGGUACCACCAUCAGCCAGCAUCGUCAUCAUCGUCUUCGUCGUCGACAGAAAGUUGUCGUUCGGUUACCGGUACAAAGUCACGCAAAGGGUUUAUUUCGACGUCGCCGUGGGUGACAAACCCAUCGGAAGAAUCGUCAUCGGGCUCUUUGGUCAACUGGUGCCCAACACUGUGAGGAAUUUCGUCGCUUUGGCCACGCGAGGAGUGAACGGUGUGUCGUAUAGGGGAUCCUGCUUUCACAGAGUCAUCAAAAAUUUCAUGAUACAGGGUGGCGACGUCCUUAACGGAGAUGGUACCGGUUCCAUAAGUAUUUACGGAGAUUCUUUCCCAGAUGAAAAUUUCAUUGCGAGACACGAGGGACCCGGUUUUUUGAGCAUGGCCAAUUCGGGUCCCGAUUCUAACGGGAGUCAAUUUUUCAUAACGACCGCACCUGCUCCCUGGCUCGACGGGGUUCACGUCGUUUUCGGAAAAGUUUUAUCGGGUCAAAGAGUCGUGCACAUGAUCGAAAGGUUGCCCACCGAUUACGAAGAUAAACCCUCUCAACCCGUCACCAUAUUCAAAUCGGGAUUGCUUAGAACUCCGAAUCCAUUUUUCGUCACAGACGAAACGUUCAACGGUUGGGAAACGAUAAAUGCGAUCGCGAUACCUUUGAGCUUUCCAUGUUUAAUAUUAACUUUUUUCUUUAUACUUUAUAAAAAAUUAGAAAUUGUCGAAAAGGAUACUUUUAAAACGGAUUAA
Pediculus humanus corporis (human body louse) is the source of this 744-nucleotide messenger RNA. Its product is annotated as peptidyl-prolyl cis-trans isomerase C, putative. The coding region runs from base 1 to 744 and encodes 247 amino acids. Gene Ontology annotation, cellular component: intracellular membrane-bounded organelle. Gene Ontology annotation, molecular function: peptidyl-prolyl cis-trans isomerase activity. Gene Ontology annotation, biological process: protein folding; protein peptidyl-prolyl isomerization. NCBI's taxonomy places the organism in Eukaryota, Metazoa, Arthropoda, Insecta, Psocodea, Pediculidae. The transcript has 5 exons. The record is from RefSeq and is a predicted model, not a curated record.